AUGGGACAAGACUAUUCGUACAGCCAGCCGUUUUCGUCAGAUGAGUUCGACAUGACGUACCUUCUUGAAGCAGAGGCUGCUCUUUAUGCGGAUGAAGGACAGAGUAGUUUCUCUGUUGGCGAGCCGGUUCGCAACCCACCUGAGGCUGAUGAUGGCAUCCCAACGAGAUGUUACUGUGGCAGUGAGGCUGCUAUUGCAACAUCUUACACACGAAAAGAUCCAGGGAGGUUGUACUACACGUGCGAGAAUAGAGAUGAUGGGGGCUGCCACAUAUGGAAAUGGUGGGAUGUGGCAGUCACGGAGGAAGUGUUUGAGGUUCAGAGAGAACUCAGGCUGCUUAAGGAGCAAGGUUUCGAGUGUGAUCAGAAGCUGCUUAAGCUACAGAAGACCGUCUGUGAGCUCAAGUUCCUCUGA
This is a messenger RNA of Brassica oleracea var. oleracea, 414 nucleotides long. RefSeq lists its product as uncharacterized. The record is from RefSeq and is a predicted model, not a curated record. The transcript is spliced from 2 exons. Bases 1 to 414 code for a protein of 137 amino acids. Gene Ontology annotation, molecular function: zinc ion binding. Lineage: Eukaryota; Viridiplantae; Streptophyta; Magnoliopsida; Brassicales; Brassicaceae.